This is a messenger RNA of Sodiomyces alkalinus F11, 2217 nucleotides long. RefSeq lists its product as hypothetical. The transcript has a single exon. The record is from RefSeq and is a predicted model, not a curated record. The annotation marks the transcript as partial. Lineage: Eukaryota; Fungi; Ascomycota; Sordariomycetes; Glomerellales; Plectosphaerellaceae.
GUUCAGGAUAUUAAAGAGUUGCAACGAUUACUAAGAGAAGCUGAGGAUCGUGCUGCGGAGAACGAACGCCGACGCGAAGAAGAGCAACGCCGACGCGAAGAUGCCGAAGAACUUGCGAGAUCGUCGCAGCCACAAACCCUUCUACAAUAUCUCGAGGAUUGCCACUCGCUCUAUCUCGCUGUUCAGGUAGUCACCGAACGCUCUUUGACUACACAAGGCGACACUACCAAUCCGACCGGCCGAAUCUUUCCUCGACGCGUCAUUCCGUGGGACGACUUUCCCGCGAAACAAGAGGAGGUCUGGGACGCCCUCUCGCUCAGCAAAUCAUUCUCCUCUAAUCCCGCAUUCCCCUCCCAACACCAGCUGGAAUACGUGAAGUCGUUACUCAAGCCCAUUAGCAGCGAGCUUGGGCUCCGAGACUUUGAACGCGAUGCUGUGGAAAAUGCGGUCCAAAAGUUGGUUGAUGGAGCAUAUAGAGAUCCCCUCCUCCGACGCGCUCUCGGCCUCCAGGGGGCCGUGACCUUCGAGAGCCAUACAAACCUCGGCAACGACGACACCAUAUCCAACUCCAUGGAACAUAUGUCGCUCGGCAGUGAUGAUGCCCGUGCGACGGCUUCGACGUCAGCGCCGAGGCCGUCUACCAAGGCCCGUCGCAAGGCGAAAGGGAAGGGUAAUCGGGCGGACCAGUUCUGUAUCUACAGGACCUCGGAUAGCCAGAACGUCCCGGCCAUUGCUAUCGAAUACAAGGCGCCGCAUAAGCUGAGCAUUGACGAGGUCGUCACGGGCCUGGAGUCGCAAAUCAUGCCAGAACAUGAUGUGAUCAAUAAGAAUGGCGAUGGUUUUGCUUUUUCGGCCAGACGGCUCGCCACCGCCGUCGUCACCCAACUCUUCUCUUACAUGAUUGGUAAAAGCAUCCAAUACGGGUACGUGUGCACUGGGCAGGCCUUUGUUUUCCUGUAUAUCCCGGAUGAUCCUUCUACUGUCUAUUACUCGGUAUGCGUACCGCACCUGGACGUGUUGGAUGACGACGAAACCAGGCUUCAUCGCACGGCAGUCGCGCAAGUCUUCGCGUUCAUUCUCCAGGCUCUCUGCGCAGACCCCCCGCCCCAGUCAUGGCAUGACGAGGCCGAGAAACUGGAUACCUGGGCUGUCGAGUACGAAGACAUUCUGAGAGAUAUACCUGUGACGGAUCGUAAACCGAAAGAACCUCGUGCCUCUCCUUAUAAACCUCAGCGUUGGAAGGGCUUUGAACGGUCGCCGAUUCGAACACGCUCUCGCUGCGUGCCGCCGGACUCAAAACCUGGACCUUCAGACGAUGACGAAGACCCUCCGUCCCCUUCUCCGAAUCCAGGUGGUGGCAAAGUGGUAUCGCGGGCAGCGACAGGUGGGACGAAUGGCGGGAAACGCCAACGCAGAGGCGGAAGACAGGAUGGUCAAGCGACAAACCCGAACGUACGAAAUCGGUCAUUCUGCACUCAAAAGUGCCUUCUUGGAUUAGCAUUUGGCGGGCCCAUGGACGAGACGUGCCCAAAUUCAGCUGAUCACGGCAAGCGGCACGUAGACCGGCUCAGGUUCCUUCAUCUCCUCCAAGAACAGCUUGCCAGGGACCGCGACCGCGAUGCAGAUUGUGCGCCAUUGGAUCGGUACGGGGCGCGUGGAUCACUCUUCAAAGCGCGACUGUCGACGCAUGGUUACACAUUUGUUGCCAAAGGGAUGGAUAGUCGCCACCGUGACUACCUGAAGCACGAGAGUGUUAUAUACAGCCGACUCCGGGCAAUCCAAGGGAAGCAUAUUCCAGUCUGUCUCGGUACGAUAGACCUACGCCGGCCAUGGCAUUACAACGACAGAGUCAACAUGCAUUUUCUGCUCCUCAGUUGGGCUGGUCAGCCCUUGUUCGACUUCAGUGACCAGGUUGACAAAGUAACCGUCGCUAAAGGGGUUACCGCAAUAUUCACGGCCAUGCACAAUCUCAAUGUCAUCCAUCUUGAUGCGGAGCCACGCAACAUUUUGUACGAUGGAAACGGCAAUUUCAUGGUUGUGGAUCUCGAACGUGCGGAGUUUCGCGGUCGGCAGCCUCUCAGUCAAGUCAGCCCAAACAGCCCGAACCGGAAGAGGAAACGUGGGAUCUCACAGAAGGUAGAGACGGAUGAUUUUAUGAAAGAGCUCAGGUCUGCCGUGGAAAAGGCUUCGUCGUGUAUUACUGGCCCGCCAAACGUA